AUGGAUUGCACCUGCCGUACAGCCGCCCUGCGCAUUUUUGUGCGAAGUAUCGCCCAGAUCCAUGCCCCUCCCCGGCCGCCACCAGCAGCAACGCGCCUUAUCUUCUCACAAGUCUUCGCCGCACAAAACCAGCCAAUCAUCCCCGAAGCAAGAUUUGCGCUUUCCCCUCGAUUCCUUCACACAUCAUGUGCUCGGUAUAAUGAAGCCGAAAGCGGCGAGCCCGCAAAGGCGACAGCGUCAGAAAUAACUAGCUCGUCCGAGUCAAAGGCAGAGUCAACGCCCAAGGCUGAAGAGAGGCCUACCGCUACGUUGGACGAGAGAAACGAGGAGAGCAAGCCCAAAAAAAAGAAGAAGACGGCAAAGAACGCAAAAGAGUUGAAACCAAAGGAGGAAGACGAUAAACCCAAAAAGCAGAAAGAGCCUUGGAUGAUCCAGAAAGAGGCUCUCAAGAAAAAAUUCCCCGAGGGGUGGAAUCCGCGCAAGCGUCUCUCCCCCGACGCCAUUGUCGGCAUUCGCAUGCUGCACAAGGCGUUCCCCGACGAGUACACGACGCCCGUGCUCGCACAGAAGUUUGAGGUUUCGCCCGAGGCCAUCCGGCGCAUCCUGCGCAGCAAGUGGGAGCCAACGGAGGAGGAAGAGUUGGAGCGGCAGGAGCGCUGGUUCCGGCGCGGCAUUCGGGUCUGGCAGCGCUGGGCCGAGCUCGGCAAGAAGCCGCCGCGUAGAUGGCGUGAGCAGGGAGUCGUGCGCGAUCCGUACUGGAAUGUACCGCGCGGGCCAACACAUAAGGAUAAAGUGGCUAGGGCCGAGGCGCAGAGACAGUUGUCGAAGAAUAUGUUGGGUUAA
Thermochaetoides thermophila DSM 1495 is the source of this 843-nucleotide messenger RNA. RefSeq lists its product as uncharacterized. Bases 1 to 843 code for a protein of 280 amino acids. NCBI's taxonomy places the organism in Eukaryota, Fungi, Ascomycota, Sordariomycetes, Sordariales, Chaetomiaceae. The transcript has a single exon. Gene Ontology annotation, cellular component: nucleus. The record is from RefSeq and is a predicted model, not a curated record.